This is a messenger RNA of Pollicipes pollicipes, 2569 nucleotides long. Its product is annotated as actin cytoskeleton-regulatory complex protein PAN1. Gene Ontology annotation, biological process: circadian rhythm; regulation of DNA-templated transcription. Lineage: Eukaryota; Metazoa; Arthropoda; Thecostraca; Pollicipedomorpha; Pollicipedidae. Bases 137 to 1363 code for a protein of 408 amino acids. Gene Ontology annotation, cellular component: nucleus. The record is from RefSeq and is a predicted model, not a curated record. Gene Ontology annotation, molecular function: DNA-binding transcription factor activity; DNA binding. The transcript is spliced from 2 exons.
GAGUCGCACGUGCGAGGCUGCAGCUGCGUCCAGGAGCGGUCCAGAGGGCAGUGCACCCGGCGAGCGCAGCGCGCGACCCGACCUGACGCCAGUACCUGGCCUGGGUGGAGAGACAGCGCUAGGCGAUCCGCGCAUCAUGGUGGCUGAGACGCUGCUGAGCUCGGUGCAGUUCGCCGGCCUCAAGUCGCGCUUCAACUCGAUGUCGACCGGCUACUUCAACUACCCGCCAGGCAGUGGGCCGGCGGCGCGGCCGGCGGGCGGCGGCGCGCCUCUGGGCGGCCUGCCCGAGCCCUACCCCGUCUCGCCGCUCGAGCUGCCCACGUCGCUGCAGUGCGACAUGUUCAACCAGCGCAAGCAACGCGAGUUCAUCCCUGACAACAAGAAGGACGAGAGCUACUGGGACCGCCGGCGACGCAACAAUGAGGCGGCGAAGAGGAGCCGAGAGAAGCGCCGGCUCACCGACAUGGUGCUGGAGUCGCGCGUGUUCGAGCUCACCAAGGAGAACUACCUGAUGCGCGCCCAGCUGUCCGCCAUCCGCGACAAGUUCGGCAUCGUCGGUGAGAACCUCAUCAACCACGAGCAGGUGCUGGCGCAGCUGCCAGCUAUGGACCAGAUCCUCAACUUCACCAAGCGGCACAAGCCGAUGGCCGGCGCGCACAUGCUGCCGCUAGCCGCCGGCGGCGUGACGUUCCCCGUGAGCGCGGCGCCGCCGCCCCCACCACCGCCGCCGCCGCCGCCGGCCGGUGCCGCGCCCGCGUACCGGCAGACGUCGCCGCCGCCGCCGCCGCCGCCCGCCGGCCUCCUGUUCCGGCAGCAGUCACUGCGCGAGGUGCGCAUGUCGGAGGAGGAAGAGGCACGCGACUACUCGCGGCCGCGCUCGGCCGAGCCGCAGCGCGCGCCGCCGCCACCGCUGCACCCCCUGGCGGCCGUUAACCUGAGCAAGCCGGCGGCGCGGCCGGCAGCCUCGCCGGAGGCCUCGGCGCUGCCGCUCAAGCUGCGCCACAAGACGCUGAUGUGCGAGCGCGAGACGGCCGCCGCCAACCUGCUGGUGCUCAACCAGUUGAAGGAGGAGCCGCAGGACUCGCCCGGCUCGGACGCCUCGUCGGGGGACGAGCGCGACUCGGGCCUCUCGGACCGGUCGGCUUCGAGCGAUGGCGCUGACGAGCCGUCGCGCAAGCGGCCGCGCUCAGGAUGCCGGCGGCUCGCCGCCCCCGUCCGCCCCCACCCCCGCCGCCGCCUCCGCCUCCGUCCCCGCCGGCCCGGCCAACGGACAGAUCCGCAGCGAGCUGGAGCGGCUGGCGAAGGAGGUAGCGUCGCUGAAGUGUCUGCUGAACCACCGGGAGACCAGCCCGCCGCCCGGUGAGGGCGAGGCCAGUGCCUGAGCGUUUGGCGCUGGUGCUCUUCCCCGGCCCGUCCCCGCCUCGUUUCUUUGUGAACGUCCUACCCGCGUGACGUGCGAUACGGAUGUGGAUGCUGAUGCUGUUCACACAGCAGCGCGUAUGCUCAGAGCAGGCUGCUUCUGCUUUAACGGACGUCGUCAUCAUCCCGUCUGCCUGCGAUGACGUUGUCACAUUCCUCCCUCUGCCGGUGCCGAAACGUCACGCAAGAUGACGGCCAUGUGGCGCAGACCAACUGCAUCCCCACCAAGCAGUUUGUCGCUAGCCUGAAGCGUUCGUUGAUCAGCCGGAACCGGCUGUUUCAUUGCUCUGGCGCGUGAUGAUCGGCAGCGGCGCCCUCCAUUGAGAGGAAGGGGCCUGUGGCUCGGCUGGUGCUAUUUCUCCCCUAUCCGAGUGUGUUGUGCGGCAGAAAUGCUUUGAUGUGUUGUUAAAUUUUACCGAGUGUCAACGGCGCGUACUGUUCCUGCGACAACCUGCGUGAUACGGAAAACUUGGUCGGCUGAUCCUCAUGGCGCAUGUAUCUUUACAAGUUCAAAUACCCGGUGAAGUGAGGUUCUUUGUUAAUCGGUAUGACUUCUGACGCAGAUGCUAUUUGUGUUGUAUUUUUUGUUUUGCGCCAGAGGCGUUUGUUGGUGUAUAGGUCGUGCCAUGCGUUGGCAGGAUACGAAUUUAUUUGUUUUGUACUGAGUGUUGUAGAUAUUUAUUCAUUACACAACAGAUGUGAAAACAGUCUUUUACGAGAGGAAACGUCUGGUAUUGGCUUGAACAAGAGUGAACGAAAACAAAACGAACAGAAGCCAACGGUAGAUGUCUCGCUUGCCAUGCUGCCAAUGGUAGUCGCGGCCCAGACACGGAACACAGAGCAGUCCAACCCGCCAGAACCACUUCUUUAUGACUUGGCCCAGCAGCUUGCAGAGAGGAAAGAGAUUUGGAGCACUGACAGAAGUCAGGAGGCAGUGAACUUAGCCCGUAAACCGAAUCCCAGCACGAAACAUUAGCGUGAAAAUCGCGUGAGUUUGAGAUUGCCAGGCUUACAGGGAUUCGAAGGAUUGUUUUGUGAUUCUUGCCUGCCGCCUGACUGCUGCACCUAGAGCACACCCAUCUUUUGACACCCAUAAUGCUAAAAUUAACAUACUUGGUCGUCGUGUGAAUGCAAGUCUUGAUACCAGGAA